Sorex araneus (European shrew) is the source of this 3802-nucleotide messenger RNA. It is a transcript of the gene PSD, whose product is annotated as pleckstrin and Sec7 domain containing. Gene Ontology annotation, molecular function: protein binding; phospholipid binding; guanyl-nucleotide exchange factor activity. The record is from RefSeq and is a predicted model, not a curated record. The transcript has 17 exons. NCBI's taxonomy places the organism in Eukaryota, Metazoa, Chordata, Mammalia, Eulipotyphla, Soricidae. Gene Ontology annotation, biological process: regulation of ARF protein signal transduction. The coding region runs from base 142 to 3231 and encodes 1029 amino acids.
CUGAGCUGGGCCCAGCCUCUCCCUUCCUCUCCUCGGUCCCAGCUCCCGGCGAGCCGUGGCCUGUCUGAAGAGCAUGCUGCCUCCUCACUCCCCGCCUGGCCUCGCCAUCCCCGCCCCCCCAGCCUGACCCCCGGCACCAGCAUGGCCCAGGGUGCCAUGCGCUUCUGCUCGGAAGGCGACUGUGCCAUAUCCCCCCCAAGAUGCCCGCGCCGCUGGCUCCCCGAAGGCCCCGUGCCCCAGAGCCCCCCGGCCAGCAUGUAUGGCAGCACAGGCUCCCUGCUACGGCGGGUGGCAGGUCCUGGUCCCCGAGGCCGGGAAUUAGGACGAGUGACAGCACCCUGUACACCCCUGCGUGGCCCCCCCUCACCGCGUGUGGCUCCCUCCCCCUGGUCCCCCUCUUCACCCACUGGGCAGCCCCCGCCGGGGGCCCGGAGCUCUGUGGUCAUAUUCCGAUUUGUGGAGAAGGCCAGCGUGAAGCCACUGAAUGGGCUGCCUGCCCCUGGGGGCUUGAGUCGGAGCUGGGAUCUGGGUGGGGUCUCUCCUCCCAGGCCCACCCCAGCCCUUGGGCCUGGCUCCGGCCGGAAGCUGCGCCUGGAAGCAUCCACUUCAGACCCACUGCCAGCUGGGGCUGGUGCCACGCUGCCUGGAGCCCAGGGCCUUUCUCAUGGGCCACCAGCCCAACCUCAAGUUGGGGCCGAGGGCCUUUACUCCUCUCUCCCCAACGGGCUGGGGGGACCCUCUGAACACCUGGCCACACUAUUCCGAGGACCUGCUGACCCUGGCCUCCUGAACCAGGGGGACACCUGGUCCUCCCCCCGGGAAGUCUCCUCUCAUGCCCAGAGAAUCGCUCGAGCCAAGUGGGAAUUCUUCUAUGGCUCCUUGGACCCCCCCAGCUCAGGUGCUAAGCCCCCAGAGCAGUGCCCCCCAUCUCUGACUGGGGUGGGAGCAGGGCAGGGCUCUGGGGUGGCUGUGGGGCGAGCAGCCAAGUACUCCGAGACGGACCUGGACAUGGUGCCCCUGCGGUGCUACCGCGAAACCAACAUUGACGAGGUGCUGGCCGAGCGGGAGGAGGCUGACUCGGCCAUCGAGAGCCAGCCCAGCUCUGAGGGCCCGCCUGGUACCGUCCGUGCCGCCGCAGUACGGCCCAGCCCCCGUCGUGGCCCUUGUCGUCGGAGUCUGAGCAGUGGCAGCGAAGAGGAGGAGGAGGCUGAGGCGGGUGGGGAAGAGGAUGUGGACGACGAGGUGUUUGAGGCCUCAGAAGGGGCCCGGCCCGGCAGCCGAAUACCUCCCUCUGGGCCUCUCAAGUCGCCUGUCCCCUUUCUUCCCGGGACCAGCCCCUCUGCGGAUGGGCCUGACUCUUUCAGCUGUCUGUUUGAAGCCAUCUUGGAGUCACACCGGGCUAAGGGCACCUCGUACACCAGCCUCACCUCCCUGGAGGCCCUGGCCUCACCUGGCCCAACCCAGAGCCCCUUCUUCACCUUUGAGCUGCCUCCCCAGCCCCCAGCCCCCUGGCCCGACCCACCUGCUCCUGCCCCCCUUGCUCCCCUGGAACCAGAUUCUGGGACCAGCUCGGCUGCCGACGGGCCCUGGGUCCAGAGAGGGCUUGAAGAGGAGGCCGAGGCUGGAGCUAAGCAGGCCCCUGGCGGGGCGCCCGCUAGCCCCUGCCGCUCAGAGGACAGCUUUGGGCUAGGAGCAGCCCCCCUGGGCAGUGAACCCCCGCUGAGCCAGCUGGUGUCGGACUCAGACUCUGAGCUGGACAGCACGGAGCGGCUGGCCCUGGGAAGCACAGACACGCUGUCCAACGGGCAGAAGGCAGACCUGGAGGCCGCGCAGCGCCUGGCCAAGAGGCUGUACCGGCUGGACGGCUUCCGGAAGGCAGACGUGGCCCGCCACCUGGGCAAGAACAAUGACUUCAGCAGACUUGUGGCUGGCGAGUAUCUCAAGUUCUUUGUCUUCACUGGCAUGACUCUGGACCAAGCUCUCAGGGUGUUUCUGAAGGAGCUGGCCCUCAUGGGAGAGACCCAGGAGCGGGAGCGCGUGCUGGCCCACUUCUCCCAGAGAUACUUCCAGUGCAACCCGGGCGCCCUGUCUUCAGAGGACGGCGCGCACACGCUGACCUGCGCCCUCAUGCUCCUCAACACCGACCUGCACGGCCACAACAUCGGGAAGCGCAUGACCUGUGGCGACUUCAUCGGGAACCUGGAGGGUCUCAACGAAGGCGGCGACUUCCCCCGGGAGCUGCUCAAGGCCUUGUACAGUUCCAUCAAGAAUGAAAAGUUACAGUGGGCCAUCGACGAGGAGGAGCUGAGACGCUCUCUGUCUGAGCUGGCCGACCCCAACCCCAAGGUCAUCAAGCGGGUCAGCGGGGGCGGUGGCAGCGGCUCCAGCCCGUUCCUGGACCUGACUCCCGAGCCCGGGGCGGCCGUCUACAAGCACGGGGCCCUGGUGCGCAAGGUGCACGCAGACCCCGACUGCAGGAAGACACCUCGGGGCAAGCGGGGCUGGAAGAGCUUCCACGGUGUCCUCAAGGGCAUGGUCCUCUACCUGCAGAAGGAAGAGUACCAGCCCGGGAGGGCCCUGUCCGAGGCCGAGCUCAAGAACGCCAUCAGCAUCCACCACGCGCUGGCCACGCGCGCCAGUGACUACAGCAAGCGGCCCCACGUCUUCUACCUGCGCACGGCUGACUGGCGGGUCUUCCUCUUCCAGGCCUCGAGCCUGGAGCAGAUGCAGUCCUGGAUCACCCGCAUCAACGUGGUGGCCGCCAUGUUCUCGGCGCCCCCUUUCCCAGCUGCCGUGAGCUCCCAGAAGAAGUUCAGCCGCCCUCUGCUGCCCAGCGCUGCCACCCGCCUCUCCCAGGAGGAGCAGGUGCGGACCCACGAGGCCAAGCUGAAGGCCAUGGCAAGCGAGCUGCGGGAGCACCGCGCCACCCAGCUGGGCAAGAAGGCCCGGGGCAAGGAGGCUGAGGAGCAGCGGCAGAAGGAGGCCUACCUGGAGUUCGAGAAAUCCCGCUACGGCACGUACGCUGCGCUGCUUCGGGUCAAGCUGAAGGCCGGCAGCGAGGAGCUGGAUGCUGUAGAGGCUGCGCUGGCCCAGGCCCGGAGCACGGAGGAGGCCCACCCCCCAGCUCACUCCAGCCCCUCCCUCCAGCCCCCCUCCUCCAGCCAGCCCAGGGCCCAGGGCCACGGUUCUGAGGCUCGCGCCAGGGCAGGCAGUGGGCGGCGGAAGCCCUGAGCCGGGGUGGGAGUGUGUGGGGGUGAUGCCCACGGGGCACCUGCAUGACGUGGUCCUGCCUGAGCCCGGGCCGGCCUCGGGUCACCCAUGAGGACACCUUGGCCCAGGGCCUGACCGCGCCGGACGCGGUGUCCGGGGCAGGGCAGGGCUAGGGCGUGAGCCCUGGGAGCCCAGGCCAAGGACCCCUCCGAGACCCCCUUUUUGUGAUAAUGUUUUGCACUUUUUCGUACAGGGGGCUGGGGCGGGAGGGGCCAGGGCCCCAGGACUUUUGAUGCUCUUUUCUUUUCGUGGGGGAGGCCUGACGACAUUUCCGCUUUCUGCUGAGACCACCCCACCCUGACACCAGCAAUCGCCUCCAUCCUGGGGCCUGGUCAGACGGAGGCCAGGAGCUGGGGCUGAGCUGGUUUCUCUCCUUCCUCCCUGAGCGCUCCCCUUCUCUCCCUCCUGCGGUGGAAGGGCGUCCGUGCCGAGCCCCAGACCCCGGCUGGGGCGGCGUGGCCUGGCUCCCCGUCCUUUGGGGAGCCCUGCCCUCUAUAGAGCCUCCACCCCCAUUAAAACUGCUCUGGACUUG